Camarhynchus parvulus is the source of this 890-nucleotide messenger RNA. RefSeq names its product formin-A-like. Lineage: Eukaryota; Metazoa; Chordata; Aves; Passeriformes; Thraupidae. The transcript has 4 exons. The record is from RefSeq and is a predicted model, not a curated record. The coding region runs from base 104 to 619 and encodes 171 amino acids.
CGGUGACGUCACGCGUGGGCGUGGCCCGGGCUCGAGCCGGUGCCGGCGCUGCCGAACGCGCCCGUCCCGAGCGGUUCAUGCGGCUGCCAGCCCCCCGGGAGCGAUGGCCAGACCGCUGCGGGAAGGGACCCUCGGGGAGCCCCCAGCCCCCCUCCCCUCGCACCCCGCCUGCGGGGGGGGCGGCGGGGGUGCGACCCCCCCCACGCACGAGACCCCCCCCAGCAGAGGAGGAGGAGACCCCCGGGACCCCUCCCCAACGCGCCUGAGCUGCGGAGGACGCGGGGACCCCCCCGGGACCCCCCCGGAGUUUGGGGUCUAUGGGUGGGGAGCACACGGUGAUUUUGGGCCCUCGGAGCCCCUCGGGACCCCCCAAAUUGGGGGCACUGGGGGGGGGCCGGUCCCCAACGGGCGCCUGCCCGCAGCCGCCCCCCCCGGGGCCCCCCCCAGCCCCGAGCAGAUUUUGGGGGCGCGUUUGAGGCUCCUGGGGGACAACUUCCAGCACAGCUACGAGAGACAGCGCCGCGGGCGGGGGCUGCUCUGGGCGCCGCUGCUCCGCUGGGUGGCGCCCUGGAUCGGGGCCGCGCCCGCAGCGCCCCUGGCGGCCAGAGGGGGGAACUGACCCCGAAAACACCCGGGAAACACCUGGAAAACACCUGGGAAACACCUGGAAAACACCUGGGAAACAGCUGGAAAAAUCCGGGAGAACACCUGGGAAAAUCCGGGAGAAUACCUGGAGAAAACCGCGGGACGCUCACGGGAGGGAUUCACCCUCAAAGGGAGCACAAAGCACAAACCCCCCCCCCCCGGAUUGGAGUUGGUAGCGCCCAACCCCCCAUUGGGUUUUAUUUAUUUGGGGUAAUUUAUUCAUGGGGGAUGGGGGGGGGAGGUGC